AUAUUUUUAUGAUCUUUUUCAGACUAAUGGAAAAGUUCUGUGAUUCGAGAAAAAUAACUCUGGUCUCUGGAGCAGGCAAUAUGUGGGGGUUGUAGAGCCGUGGGACAUCGUUAGGGAAGAAAAGCUACAAAUAGUGAAGGCAUCAGUUGCAUACCUCCCAAAACAACAGAACUGUGCAAACUGUCCUAGUCUUCUUCAUGGCAGGUGAAAUUACUAGCGAGGUAGCAGUAGCUUCUUCUUCCCUUCCACUUAAUGGUCGGGUAGCCAUAGUAACCGGAGGUUCGCGUGGAAUUGGCCGUGCCAUUUCCGCUCAUCUUCAUUCCCUUGGUGCAAGAGUUGCUCUCAAUUAUGCUUCAAAUUCCACCCAAGCUGAUAUCCUUGCAUCUGAGCUCAAUGCAUCAGCUGCAUCUUCUACUCAUCCCCAAGCAGUUGCUAUCAAAGCUGAUGUUUCAGAUCCAGAUCAAGUCAAUCAACUCUUUGAGAGGGCCGAACAGGAAUUCGGCUCAAAAGUCCAUAUCCUUGUAAACUGUGCUGGAGUUAUGGAUCCCAAGUACCCAACUUUGGCCAAUACCACAGUGGAGGACUGGGAUAUGAUUUUCAAUGUCAACACAAAGGGAUCAUUCUUGUGCUGCCGUGAGGCAGCUAAUAGGUUGGCUCGGGAAGGUGGUGGAAGAAUCAUCACAAUAUCAACAUCUGUCGUUGGAGCAAAUUUUCCAGGAUAUGCAGCUUAUGCUGCCUCCAAGGCAGCAGUGGAGACAAUGACAAAGAUACUAGCCAAGGAGCUGAAGGGUACAGGAAUAACAGCUAAUAGUGUGGCUCCAGGACCUGUGGCUACGGAGCUGUUCUUUUCAGGUAAAACUGAGGAAACAGUGAAGAGAAUAGCUGAUGCUUGCCCUUUAGGCCGACUUGGUGAGCCAAAGGAUAUAAGUGAAGUUGUGGGAUUCUUGGCUAGUGAUGCAGGGGAGUGGAUCAAUGGCCAAGUCAUUAGAGUUAAUGGUGGAUUUGUUAUUUAAAUGACACGUGUCUGUGUUGAUCUGAGGGUUUGAAUUUCUUUUCACAAAUGUUAUGGGUGUAAGACUUGUCUUCAACUGCUCUUCCAACAGGGACUAGGCUGAUGUUGUAGCCGAAGAGAUCAGUUCUGUUCUUCAGAAUGAUUCGUUGGACUUGUAUCAUCCAAUGGCUGAUUUAGUCUUUAUUUAUUUAUUAAUCAUUUUAGA
Manihot esculenta (cassava) is the source of this 1217-nucleotide messenger RNA. RefSeq names its product NADPH-dependent aldehyde reductase-like protein, chloroplastic. The record is from RefSeq and is a predicted model, not a curated record. Bases 198 to 1013 code for a protein of 271 amino acids. The transcript has 2 exons. Lineage: Eukaryota; Viridiplantae; Streptophyta; Magnoliopsida; Malpighiales; Euphorbiaceae.